Leopardus geoffroyi (Geoffroy's cat) is the source of this 2866-nucleotide messenger RNA. RefSeq names its product adhesion G-protein coupled receptor G4-like. The transcript is spliced from 17 exons. Gene Ontology annotation, biological process: cell surface receptor signaling pathway; adenylate cyclase-activating G protein-coupled receptor signaling pathway. The record is from RefSeq and is a predicted model, not a curated record. The coding region runs from base 392 to 2608 and encodes 738 amino acids. NCBI's taxonomy places the organism in Eukaryota, Metazoa, Chordata, Mammalia, Carnivora, Felidae. Gene Ontology annotation, cellular component: membrane. Gene Ontology annotation, molecular function: G protein-coupled receptor activity.
UAUAGGGAGAAAUAAAUAUUUUCUCAGUGCAAAUGAUCUUGUGAGAUAAUGUUCAGCUUGACCAUUAAAUGGACUGGAAAUGUGUUGGCUACAGAAAAUUGAGGAUUUGGAGGAUUUGCAGAGUGUCCAUCAACUGUGUAGCAAUCAGGAAACUGCCGAAAUAAUUAAAACAAAAAUGUGAUGGUACAUCUGUUUUGCUUUUGGAUAUGGAGCCCAAGUGUUGGCUCUUGACCUUGGAGUUAAAUUAAGCAAAAUUUAAGAACGAGACUUCAUUGUUGGUCUCUCUAAAAUGACAAGCAAUGUUGACCAAAUUUAUGGAAGUUAAAUUUCUUGGGCUAAAUGAGUGAAAUUAAUCUCGUUUUUAAUUACAGUCUCCUUCUACAAUAUUGAAAUGAGUUUCUCUGUCUUUGAUGAAGACCCAAGGAUCCCGGUUAUCAGCGUUGUCAAAGAAUUUGCAGAAAAUUGGUUGAAUUCUAUAUUUCAGGACAGUGAAUUUGCUGUUGCUAAUCUGGCCAUGCAAAUUAAAAGCAGCUGUGUUUGUCAGGUCAUCCUAAAAGCCAACUCUUCUUUAGCAGCCAGCGAAUUGAUUAGCAGGAUCGAAAGGAAAAUACAUGGCAACCUCACACAUGGAAACUUCACGCAAGGUCAACUGAUGUUGUUAGUUGCAUCGGAACACAUUGCAGUGGAAAAACUAGAGCCUGGAAGGUGCGAAGCCCAAGAAACAGUCUCUAAAUACAAAGGGACCUAUAAGUGGCUCUUAACCAACCCUACCGAGACAGCCCAAACUAGAUGCAUAAAGAAUAGGGAUGGAAACGCCACUAGAGUCUGCUCAAUCAACAUGGAGACUGGCAAAUCUCAGUGGGAAAAACCGAAGUUAAAACAGUGCAAACUGCUUCAAGGACUUCCUGAUAAGAUUGUGGAUCUCGCUAACAUUACUAUAAGUGAUGAGAAUGCAGGUGAUGCUGCACAGCACAUUUUAAACUUAAUAAAUGAAUCCCCCACUCUGGAUGAAGACGAGACAAAGAUUAUUGUUUCUAAAGUAUCUGACAUUUCACAAUGUCAUGAGAUAAGUAUGAAUCUAACCCAGAUGAUACUACAAAUAAUCAGUGCUGUUUUGGGAAAGCAAAACAAUUCAGCAUCUGAUCUGCAUGAAGUGAGAAAUGAAAUUCUGAGGAUAAUUGAGCGUGCUGGUCACAAGAUGGAGUUUUUUGGGAGGACAGCAAAUCUGACAGCAGCCAGCCUGGCUUUGGCCAUCCUGCGGGUAGACCACACAUUUGAAGGCAUGGCCUUCAGCAUUCGCUCCUACAACGAAGGCGCAGACCCUGAGAUUUAUCUGGGUGAAGUCCCUCUGGGAAGGAUUUUGGCUUCCGUAUAUUUGCCUAAAUCACUGAGGGAGAGAAUUCCUCUUAGCAGCUUACACACCAUCUUGUUUAAUUUUUUUGGCCAAACUUCACUCUUUAAGACCAAAAAUGUCACUAAAGCAUUAACUACCUUUGUGGUGAGUGCCAGCGUUUCACAUACAUCAAUUCAAAACUUGGCUGACCCAGUGGUUAUUUCUCUGCAGCAUGUUGGAGGAAACCAGAAUUACGAUCAAGUUCACUGUGCGUUUUGGGACUUUGGGAGUAACGAUGGGCAAGGUGGAUGGAACUCGUCAGGCUGUAAAGUAAAGGAAACAGACGUAAAUCACACAAUCUGUCAGUGUGACCACCUCACCCAUUUUGGAGUCUUAAUGGAUUUAUCCAGGUCUGCAGUGGAUGCAGUGAAUGAACGGAUAUUAGUGCUUAUAACAUACAUUGGAUGUGGAAUCUCCUCCAUUUUCCUGGGAGUUGCAAUGGUGACAUACAUAGCUUUUCACAAACUUCGAAAAGAUCAUCCUUCCAAAAUCCUGAUCAACCUGUGCACAGCACUACUGAUGCUAAACCUGGCAUUUCUGGUCAAUUCCUGGUCCGCGUCAUUUCAGAAGGCAGGACUGUGUAUCACAGCCGCAGGGGCGCUUCAUUACUUCCUGAUCGUUUCUUUGACUUGGAUGGGCCUGGAGGGGGUCCACAUGUAUAUCUCUCUGGUCCGAGUCUUCAACAUCUACGUUCCCAAUUAUAUCCUUAAAUUUUGUCUAGUUGGUUGGGGAAUCCCAGGGAUCAUGGUGGCGAUCAUGCUCAGUGUGAAAAAAGAUCUCUACGGAACCCUAAGCUCAACGACUCCAUUUUGUUGGAUUAAAGAUGACUCUAUCUUUUACACCUCAGUUGUGGCCUAUUUUUGCCUCAUAUUUCUAAUGAAUCUCUCCAUGUUCUGCACUGUUCUCGCUCAACUGAAUUCCAUGAACUCCCAAAGCCAGAGGACCCGGCGGAAGAUAAUCCUGCGUGACCUCAAAGGCACAACAAGCCUGACCUUCUUACUUGGCCUCACCUGGGGGUUUGCCUUCUUUGCCUGGGGACCUGUGAGGAUCUUUUUCUUAUAUCUUUUUGCCAUUUUCAACACGUUGCAAGGAUUCCUCAUUUUCGUGUUUUACUGCCUGAUGAAGGAGAGCGUGCGGGAGCAGUGGCAGACACAUCUCUGUUGUGGGUGGUUACGACUGGAUAACUCUUCUGGUGACUUUGAUGAAGAUCCCUAGUGUUUCUCUCCCUGGGGUUGUGAAGUUGUGUCUAAUUAUGUGAAAAGAAUAUUACCUGUGGACGUCCAAAUGAAUUCCACUCACAAGGAUUUCUUCAAUAAUUCCCAGCAGAGAUACCCGCCCCCCCCCACCCCCAGAUUAGGGAAAAAUGUUGGGUUUGUGAAGCCAUCUGCUCCAACUUUGUACUCUAAAUAUUAUUUUGGAAGGAGCAGAAUCAAAUAGCAUUUAGUGGAUAUUAAAGUCAGCAUAAUUCUCCUA